Messenger RNA from Exophiala aquamarina CBS 119918, 1242 nucleotides. RefSeq lists its product as uncharacterized. The record is from RefSeq and is a predicted model, not a curated record. The transcript has 2 exons. Lineage: Eukaryota; Fungi; Ascomycota; Eurotiomycetes; Chaetothyriales; Herpotrichiellaceae. The coding region runs from base 1 to 1242 and encodes 413 amino acids.
AUGCUAUACCGAUAUAUCGCACUCGUUCUAGGAUCGAGCAGUAUAGUAGCAGGAGCUGCACUGAAUAGAGGAGAACUUGGAAGCGCAAGGCUUCAACAGCGACAGAAUGGUAACCCGACAUGUUUGGCUCCUAAUGCGCUUCAAACAGCAAGUCAAAAGACAGGCCAGGAGGCGGGGACUGAUGGAAUAAAGGAUGGUCAAGCUCCUUCAGAGACCGACAACGCAAAUUUCAUCAACUUCUGCUCUGGACAAACCCUCACUAAUGGUGCCCAACUGACACGCGGCUCUUGCAACGGAAUCCCAAUGGGAAAGAUCCCCGCGGCGAAGAACAUGAUCUCGGCCAUGAUUGUGAACCCUCAACCAGGCGAUCAAAUCACCGCUGGUGAAACAUUCAAUAUCGCUGUGCAAACAGUCCAUCUCGAUGCAGGGUUUUUUGUAAACCCCACAACUAACUAUUACACUGCCCCUCAAAAUCUGAACAAAGAUGGCGAUAUCAUUGGCCAUUGCCAUGUCACAGUCCAAGAAAUCGGCUCCUUCAAAUCCACCAAUCCGCCUGACCCGGUUACCUUUGCGUUUUUUAAAGGCAUUGAUGACGCCGGCGAUGGUCAGGGUCUUCUCCAAGCAGUGGUUACCGACGGCCUUCCAGCUGGUAUCUACCGCGUAUGUACCAUGAUUGCAGCCAGAAAUCAUCAGCCAGUAAACAUGCCUGUCGCACAAAGAGGGGCUCAGGAUGAUUGCACAAAGUUCCAGGUUGUGGACGCAGCUGGUGGCAACAAUGCUGGAAAGGGGCAGCAAAAUGCGGGGAGCGCAAUGAUUGGUAAAAUAGACUCAGGAAAGGUUGAUGGGCAAGCUUCGGACGCAGACUCGACUCGAAGUGCUUCAGCGGACAGCUCAGCGGCGGCCACUACCCAAGUCAGCCGGGCUGGAUCGACUCAAGCUGCGGCUGUGGGAAGGACUCUCGAUUUCGGAUCUUGUACCAACCCAGCUAUUGUAUUUGGCCCUGGAUUUGAUGGCCGAAAGGAGAAUUCCUUCCAACCAGCUGACAAAACAGAGUUCACGCAUGGAUCCGCGUUGGAUAUUGACACCAUAACUGGCUUCAUCUGUGAUCGAUUCAAUGACAGGUGUAAGGCUAGCAAUGAGGCUAUCAGUGCUUGUACCUCGGCGCAGGCCGCCACUAAAGGCAACACGGGCCAGGCCGCUGGUAAGAUUCAGUACUCCAUACAUGUACACGGAAAUCACUAA